Pecten maximus is the source of this 1398-nucleotide messenger RNA. Its product is annotated as protein MIS12 homolog. NCBI's taxonomy places the organism in Eukaryota, Metazoa, Mollusca, Bivalvia, Pectinida, Pectinidae. Gene Ontology annotation, biological process: protein localization to kinetochore; mitotic sister chromatid segregation; kinetochore assembly. The coding region runs from base 113 to 820 and encodes 235 amino acids. Gene Ontology annotation, cellular component: nucleus; chromosome, centromeric region. The transcript has 7 exons. The record is from RefSeq and is a predicted model, not a curated record.
UAAUGGCGGUAAGUGCAAACACUGGCAUAUCAACAAAAUUCUGCGUGUCCGUAUUAACACGGAUUCCUAUUGGUAACGCACGUUUAGACCAGACAUAACUUUUGAAAAGGCCAUGAUGUCUUCCAACACAACAACCUGCGUUUCAACAGAGGAAGAGGAACGGAUGUUUGAAUAUGAGACACAGCAUCUGGGCUUCACUCCAAAGGCUUUCUGCAAUGGAGUAUACAAUGCAGCACUUGAAUACAUCCAGAAAGCUAUCCAAGAAAUGGAGACUUACCUGUCGGAGGAGUACAGUACAGUAAUGACACCGACACAAAUCAAAGAAGCUUGUGAAGUGAUUCUAUCUACCAUGGUCAGUAAGUUGGACAAGAACUUCGACAUAAUAGAGACCUAUUUGACAAAGAAUGUGCUGACCAUACCAGAUAAUGUGUUGCUCCCUGAGGAUAAGGCCCAAGCAGGAGAGACCUACUCGGCAGAACAGGAGGACGUCCUUGACACAGAGAUACAGGAUCUUAAGGACAAGAUUCUGGCGUUGAAGUAUGCUAACAGUAAACUGAAGCAGGAGAUGAACUUGAUAGAUAUUGUCCAGGCCCGCUUUGACCAGGCACAAAAACAGCUCCAAAGACUGGACGACAUCAACUCAGACUCUGGAGUUUCAGAUAUGAAGGACUGUCUAAUGUUUACAUCACAGAAGGUGUUAGAAUUAGUGUCCAAAGUAAAAGCCAUGCAGGUCAAGGACAAGUCCAGUACCAUGGAAACAGACCCAAGAGACAGACACACCCACAAAUCCAGUACCAUGGAAACAGACAAGAGAGACUGACACGACAACAAGUGUAGUACGACGGAAACAGACAAGAGAGACUGACACAACCACAAGUGUAGUACCAUGGAAACAGACCCAAGAGACAGACACACCCACAAAUCCAGUACCAUGGAAACAGACAAGAGAGAUUGACACGACAACAAGUGUAGUACCAUGGAAACAGACAAGAGAGACAGACACAACCACAAAUCCAGUACUAUGGAAACAGACAAGAGAGACUGACACGACAACAAGUGUAGUACGACGGAAACAGACAAGAGAGACUGACACGACAACAAGUGUAGUACAACGGAAACAGACAAGAGAGACUGACACGACAACAAGUCACGUGUAGUACAACGGAAACAGACAAGAGAGACAGACACAACCACAAAUCCAGUACUAUGGAAACAGACAAGAGAGACUGACACGACAACAAGUGUAGUACGACGGAAACAGACGUGACAGAAUAAUUUGUUUGUUGAGAAACACCAGGAAUGCCAAUACCCAAUGUUCGUGCUGCAAAGUGCUGUAUAAGUGAAUCUUGUGACAUGUUUCUGUAAUUUUGUGCAAUAGAUAUAUAUUUUUUCACAUUU